Triticum aestivum (bread wheat) is the source of this 3444-nucleotide messenger RNA. RefSeq lists its product as uncharacterized. Lineage: Eukaryota; Viridiplantae; Streptophyta; Magnoliopsida; Poales; Poaceae. The record is from RefSeq and is a predicted model, not a curated record. The coding region runs from base 2107 to 2466 and encodes 119 amino acids. The transcript is spliced from 3 exons.
UAGUUUUAGCUGUUAACUUCAGUUAAAAAAUGUCGAGUUCGAAUUAUUCGCCUCCUUUUAUUGUUUCUGUUUCUACUAUAUUAACAUAUGAACCCAUUGAUGUUCAACCUGCAGGGAAAGGUAAUAUGACCUCCUUCAAGUUGAUCCAUAAAGUACAUAUUUAAAAGGAAGGGAUAUUGUACAGCAGAAUAGCUUCUGAAAUCUGAACUACUAUAGAAGUGUACAGUUUUGACAGAGCGCUUGCUUCUAGCCAAUGCACUAGUGUACGUAUCACUGAAUAUACAAUACUCAUCAUUUAUGUAAUAACCAGCUUUGGAAAGAAUGUACAUACCUGAGAAAGAAUCGAUGACUUUUCUAGUUUCAACAAAUUAACAUUAUUCUGAACGACCUGCCUGAUACAUAAAUUAACAUUAGUCUGAUAAUCAGCUGAAUAUUUCUAACCAAAGGUGGGCAUAUCCUACCUACUUUGUAAAAAGAAUGGACCAAGUCUAUUCUCAUGUCGACUCUGAGGAGUCAUUAUCAAUGUUGCUAGUGCGCACAAUUAUAAAUAAUCAGAGGCAAGUACCAAGAAAAAGAGACAUAAGCUAAUGCAGGUAUGAAUGCCACUAACUUGUUUUGGGUGCCAGCGGCAUGGUUCCAGAAGACUUGAAGCUCUGAUUAAGCCAUUCAAAUGGACACGCACUUUCGUGUACUUUUCUACGACAUUACUUUACCCACUUAAUUAAGCAGGACCUGCUUAAUGGGGGAGAACUUAGUUUUAAAUGUGAGCCAUUAAUUUUUUUGAUCGGAUGGUGCAAAUAAUAUUAACAUAUGUGGACGAAUAUGAUGGCUUGUUUUACUUCUGUCUUAAGUAUCUGAUUUAUUUUCAGCUUUUGGUUAAAAAUUGGUAGCGGAAGGCAUUUUGACCCAUUUGUCACUGUUAUUUGUUACGGCACAGCGUUGGGAGUUCCUUUUUGUACUUGUUUGUUGUGAAACAUCAUAAUGUAUCUAGUUACACGUCUGUCAUGAAUUCAACUUCAGGAAUUUGGACUGUGGCGAAAGCCCAGAAAUCUUGGUGAUUGAAUAAACAUGGAACUAUAAUGUUUGUGAAAUGGAGAGGUUACAUGAUGAGGGGCAUGCCUGUAUUUCACUCAGUAGUGAGAUGAUGUAUAGGUGCUUGUUAGGGACUUUAUUUGUUCCUUAUAUGUUUUAGUCCAAAAACAUCAACACUCAUUGGGUGUUAUAAUCUCCUGGGGGCCUUUUACUUGUUUCAGUUGUAUGAUUUGUUAAAGUGGCUAUGCUGGAUUGCCCUGAAGGUGGUAUGGAUAGCACAUUCAGGUAAUAAAUAUGACAAAUGAAGACGCAUUUUCACUUAUUUGGUAAUCUAGACGCGUCAAAAGUGACUUCUUUCAAAUGUGCUUGGAUGAUUCGUGACACACAAUUAAUCUAUCACAGGACUCAAAAAUAGUUAGCUAUCUUUACUUCCUUAUAAGCAUUGCCCUGGAUUUUCUCUUUAAAUUGUUUAAAUUUGUUAUUGUCAUUUAGGCAAUAAGACAUACUGAGCUCAAAUAUAUUUUCUUAAUUCCUUGCCAUAUCUUAGAGCUAUAAAACACCCUUUAUCUCAAUCUUUGAAGACAUACCGGUUGGAUGGACAAUGAAUUUUAUACUUCAUUAGUAUAGAAGACUCCCUGAGUAAUAGAUUGCAGCCAUCCAUACUAUCGCCACACUGUAUACAAUGUGGAUAGUUAGCUUGAUAAACAUGGAUUUAGCAUGCAUAUAUUAUUGGCAGUUUUUUAAGGCUAUGCUAAAAUGUGAUAGUUAUAUUUUGUCCCGACACCACUGUAUAUGUUGUUGUACAAUGCGGGAGGAUCACAUAGAGUCGCUGUUUCAGUUUUCGCUUGGCUAUUUUGGCUAUAUUAUUACUAACCUCAUCAGUGUCAUACGCCGUUUGUUUAUCCAAGGGCAUGCCAAAAUUUCCCUUUAAUUACGUCAUUUUUAGUGCCUACAGAUGACUGAUGUUUCAUUUUGAUAAAAGUCCCACUACGGUCAGAAUGAGAUGAAUUACAUGUCUGCAAAACUAAUCAAAUAUGAAUGUGAUGAAUUUCCUCUUUGCAGAAUCUACAUACUAUGUAUUACAUGCAAAAAAUGUUUAUACAAGACAUUUUCCCCUCAUGGUUAUAUGUGUGUUGCACGUACAUGCCCACGUCCUCGACGGCAAAAUCCAGCUACCGGUGGGGAUAUAGAGGAUGCCAAGAUGGACAACGCAUUGGUAUCGAGUUUGCCGAGCUCGCGAGGACAGACCACGACCUGGUGACCUUUGCCAUUGAGGGCACCGUCUACCUUUGGAGCCCCGUUGAUCUCAUGACCCUCGCCUCCGCCACAGCCAACGCCACAGCCGCUAAGUUCCUGAAGCUUGAUCGACAUCUUUUGUCAGUUGCUAACUAUUCCAACAUCUCUCAAAAUGGGAAAAGCAAGAGGGAAAUGUAGCACCCCCUAGGACAUCAACUGUACUGCCAGUGUACAUGCUUUCACAUGAAAAUGCUGGUAUCCACCUUGCAGCCUGCUAUUGUUUUCUGAAUUUGCAACUGCGGACCAUUGCUUUCUGUCUGGAUUUCACUCAAAUUGAGCAGUUUCACAGAGUGGGUGUUGGGGUAGUAGUUUUGCUCAAUUCAGGAUAUCGUGUGAAAUAAACCUAUGGGAUUUCUCUCCAGUUUUAUGUUGUGGCAUAAGAUUGAAAAAAAGUAGCCAUGGUUUACAAGUCACUGGUAAAACAAGUAAACCUGCUGUUGUCAAAAUUUCAAACCAACUAAGCAUGUUCAUUUCAAAUCAGUUAGCAAUGACAUUCAAUGUGGAAGGAAGGUGAAACAGCUUAUGAUUUCUAAGUAGGAGUAUAUAUUAUUUCUAGGCUUUGGUUUUACUUUUUUUGGCUUUAAUGGGUCCUACUAGUGUGCAUUGGGAAAAAAUUAUUUCAAUCUAAGUGGCAACAGGUUCCAACGUGUAUAUGUAUUAUGUGCUACAUACGAAGGUUCCAACGGACUUAUAUUUAGGAACGGAGGGAGUAGAUUUUAGAACUCAAUUCUCAUAGACAAAGCAAGAACCUUCGAUGACUAAUGCUUAAGUGAGGUGUAAUUUUUCAAUUUUAGAACUCAAUUCUCAUAGACUGAAGCUCGGCCUAGGCUAGAACCCCCUCGAGUGAGCUCCUCAAGUCCUCUUAUACCCCUCCUACUUGCUUGUUGGUUCAAUGCUCUGCCUUUGUGAGGUGUAAAUGUUCAAUUUUGUUCAUAGUCGAGCAUUGGAUGAUAUUGUAUUUGUCAUGAUGUACAUGGUUCAUGAACUAUGCCAACCUGUAGCUUUGUUGUACUAGUGAUAGUAGGAUAAUGCAAGUUUUGACAAUCCAUGCAUAUUUCCGCAUCAUAAUAAUCUUCUUCUUCUUCUAGUCUUCUUCUUCUUCUAACUUUCUUCUUU